AACACACUUUGUUCCGUUUUAUUUCGUUCGCGCAGUGUUUGUGUGUUCUCUAAAGAGCUUCAUAAUGUCUGGCCGUGGAAAGCAGGGAGGUAAAGCUCGGGCUAAGGCCAAGUCUCGCUCUUCUCGUGCUGGGCUGCAGUUUCCUGUGGGUCGUGUUCACCGGCUGCUGCGCAAGGGGAACUACGCGGAGCGAGUGGGAGCCGGCGCGCCCGUUUACAUGGCUGCGGUGCUGGAGUACCUCACUGCUGAAAUCUUGGAGCUGGCUGGCAACGCCGCCCGGGACAACAAGAAAACCCGCAUCAUCCCCCGGCACUUGCAGCUGGCCAUCCGCAACGACGAGGAGCUGAACAAGCUGCUGGGCAAAGUCACCAUCGCUCAGGGUGGAGUCCUGCCCAACAUCCAGGCGGUGCUGCUGCCCAAGAAAACCGAGAGCCACAAAGCUAAGGGCAAGUGAGCAGGUUGCUGCUGCUGCGUUAUAGGCGAGGGAGGUUUUUCCACUCAAUAUCUCAACCCCAAAGGCUCUUUUCAGAGCCACUCACAACGUCAGGCAAAGAGUUGUUAAUCCCUGUUUUGUCGCCAUGAAGUUGGUGUUUUGGGGGGUGUUGCUAAG
Molecule: messenger RNA, 610 nt
Organism: Gopherus flavomarginatus (Mexican gopher tortoise)
Lineage: Eukaryota; Metazoa; Chordata; Testudines; Testudinidae
Product: histone H2A type 2-C-like
Exons: 1
Coding region: 65-454 (129 amino acids)
Cellular component (GO): nucleosome
Molecular function (GO): DNA binding; structural constituent of chromatin; protein heterodimerization activity
Source: RefSeq, a predicted model, not a curated record